CCCCAUGUACCCCGCUGUCCCUCGUCCCCGUCUCCAUCACGCGUAUCCGUAUCCCCUUGCCAACAUCAGCCCUGUGCCGGGAGGGAGAGAAGUGGGCUCCAGCGAGGCUUGCUUAAAGCGCCUACUGUGUGCCCAGUGCGGUGGAUGCCAAGAACCGUGGAAACCAGCCCCUGCCCUCUAGAAGCGCACAGCCCGAGGGGCAAGACGGCGUGAAAACAAAAAAUAAGUUAAUACUAUGUAACAGCUUCUGUCGCUUCCUACUAUUAUCACCUCAGUUUAUCCUCCCAACGGCACUACUAGGCAGGCCUUUUUACAAAGAAGUAAACCGAGGCAGACAAGCGUCCUGUGCAAGGUCACUUGAAGUGAGGGAAUGUCCGAGGCAGGGUUUGAUCUCAGUUCUUCCUGACUCCACUGUUCCACCGAGCUGCCUCGGACAGCGGAGGACAGACGAGAUAGAAACAGCUUAUCCCUGGAGACUCCGAGGGAAAGCGCUUAAGGAACCUCUUUGUAUUGCGUAACUGAUGCGAGCUCUUGAGUUUCCUGACGUUAUUCAAGUAUUACCGCAGUCUAGGAGAGAAACACUGAUUGGGGCUCACGGGAGUCGGAACGGAUUCUUGAAAGAUUCUUUGUGAUUCUCGUGGGGCUAGGCAGUAUUUUGUUAGUGCAGGAGAAGGGAAUGGCCAGUUAUCUUUGGGAACUAGCGGACAUUCACGGAACCAGUGACCUUCAAGGAUGUGGCUGUGGAAUUCACCUGGGAGGAAUGGAGGCAACUGGACCCUACUCAGAGAGCCUUAUUCAGGGAUGUGAUGCUGGAGAACUAUAGGAACCUUGUUUCCUUGGGACUUGCCGUUACCAAACCAGAUGUUAUCUUCCAGUUGGAGAGCGGAGAAGUGCCAUGGAUGCUUGAGAGAGAAGUCCCAAGAAGCAGCCCUACAGAGUGCCUUAAUCUGGAGUCUAGAUUGGAAACAACAGAGACAAUUAUAGUCCAAGGCAUUUCUCUAGGGUUAUCUAAAGAAAGAGUCAAGGAUGGACUAUGGGAUUCUCUGUUAGGAGAAGCUUGGGAAUGUGCUUUUAGAUUGGAGCAACAGAAAGCCAGUUAUGAAACGCAAUCCCAGCAAGUGACAAUCCCUCAUAGAAAAACUUCUGAUUUUUAUGCCAAUGAAUGUAAUAUAUUGGGGACAGACUUAAAUCUGGGGUCAAUUCUGAUUCCUCAACAUCAAGAUCAUAAGGGGAAAAAUCUUCAUGAAUGUGAUACACAUGGAAUAAACUUCAAACAAUGUUCAGAAAAAUGUAAGCAUAGUAGUAUUUUUUCUGAGAUACUUUGCAAAUACAAAUGUAGAAAAUCAGAUAGUUAUGAUUCAGAUUGUACUCAGAGUCACAGAAAAUAUAUUGAAAAAAAAUCAUGUGAAGGUGGGAAAGUAUUGAGUAGUAAUGCAUCCCUUACAAAUCAUCAGAUAAUUCCAGCUGCACAGAAACCUUUUCAAUAUAAUUCAUGUAGGAAAGACUCUAGCUGCAAAUCUCUUCUUCUAUAUCAAGAACUUCAUACUGAAGACGAACCCUUUGCAUGUAAGGAAUGGGAAAAAUCCUUGAGCUGGCAUGGACAGCUUACAGAACAAAAAAGAGUUCAUACUGGAGAAAAGCCCUUUGAGUGUAAUAAAUGUGGGAAAUCUUUUGCCUGGAGGGGACAUCUUACUCUACACAAGAGAAUUCAUGCUGGAGAGAAAGUUUUUGUAUGUAGCGAAUGUGGAAAAUCCUUUACUCAGCUUGGAAGGCUCAAUGAACACAAGAGAAUUCAUACUGGAGAGAAACCCUUCCCGUGCAAUGAAUGUGGGAAAUCCUUUAAUCGACGUAAAGCACUUAUUAUCCAUAAGAGAAUUCAUACUGGAGAGAAACCCUUUGGUUGUAGUGAAUGUGGGAAAUUCUUCAAUCAGAGGGGACACCUUACUGGGCAUAAGAAAAUUCAUACUGGAGAAAAACCCUUUGAAUGUAAGGAAUGUGGGAAAUUCUUUAGGCGGAGGCGACACCUUACCAGACAUAUGGUAAUUCAUACAGGAGAGAAACCCUUUGAAUGUAAUGAAUGUGGCAAAGCCUUUAAUGAAUGUGGCAAGCUUACUGAACACAAGAGAAUUCAUACAGGAGAGAAGCCCUUUGAGUGUAUUGAAUGUGGAAAAUCUUUUAACUCAAGUGGACAACUUACUACUCAUAGGAGAAUUCAUACUGGAGAAAAACCUUUUGAAUGCAAUGAAUGUGGGAAAUCUUUUAGGUGGUGUCGAGAUCUUAAUGAACACAAGAGAAUUCAUACUGGAGAGAAACCUUUUCAAUGUAAUGAAUGUGGGAAGUCCUUUAAUCGUCGCAAAGCACUUAUUGUACAUAGGAGGAUUCAUACUGGAGAAAAGCCCUUUGAAUGUAGUGAAUGUGGAAAAUUGUUCAAUCAGCGUGGAAACCUGACUGAACAUAAGAGAAUUCAUACUGGAGAAAAACCUUUUGAAUGUAAUGAAUGUGGGAAAUCAUUUAACUGGAGAGGACAGCUUACCAUACAUAAAAGAAUUCAUACUGGAGAGAAACCUUUUGUAUGCAACGAAUGUGGGAAAUCCUUUAAUCAGUGUGGAAAACUUACUGAACACAAGAGAAUUCAUACUGGAGAGAAACCAUUUGAAUGUAAUGAAUGUGGGAAAUCCUUCAAUUGGAGUGGACAACUUACUACACAUAAGAGAGUUCAUACUGGAGAGAAACCUUUUGAAUGUAAUGAAUGUGGGAAAUCUUUCAGCAGGAGUGCAUCCCUUACUAAACAUAAGAGAAUCCAUACUGGAGAAAAACCCUUUGAAUGUACUGAGUGUGGGAAAUUCUUCAAUUGUCAUGCACACCUUACUGAACAUAAGAGAAUUCAUACUGGAGAAAAACCCUUUGAAUGUAAUGAUUGUGGAGUCUCUUUUAGGUGGAGAGGACAGCUUACUAGACAUAAAAGAAUUCAUACUGGAGAAAAACCCUUUGAAUGCAAUGAAUGUGGGAAAUUCUUUAAUCAGCGUGGAAACCUUACUGAACACGAGAGAAUUCACACCGGAGAGAAACCUUUUGAAUGUAGUGAAUGUGGAAAAUCCUUUAAACAGCGUGGAAAUCUUACAGAUCAUAAGAGAAUACAUACCGGAGAGAAACCUUUUGAAUGUAAUCAGUGUGGAAAAUCCUUUAAUCGUCGUGGAAAGCUUACUGAGCACAAAAGAAUUCAUACUGGAGAGAAACCUCUUUGACUGUGGUCAAUGUUGGAAUUUCUUUCCAUGUAUAGCAAUAUUUAAUAACAUAAGAGAAUUCUUAUUGCUAAGAAAUGUUUGGAGUGUAAAGAACGUGGAUAAUCCUUUCACUGGAGAGGAUUGCUUAUUAUAAGAAAAUUCAUUUAAGAAAGAAAGAUACAUUUUAUAGUGGAUGUUGGAAAUCCUUUAACCAAAGUGAACAGGUUAUUAUACAUAAAAUUCAUGCUCAGUUAAAACCACUUGGAAUGUAAUGAAUUUAGACAGUCUUCACUAGUACCAAGAUUUUACUAAGUGUGAGAGAAUACAUGUUGGGGAGGAAGUUUUGGUGGAGUAGAGCAGCUUCAUUGGCUUAUGAAUUACCUUGAUAUGAACACAUUAAUAAUGAUUAAUUUCAAUAUAAAAGACAUACUACAUGAUGCCAAUUUUUUCUUUUCUGCUUAACUUUGUUUCCAAGGAACUGGCUUCUCUCCACUUCCUUCUUUUCAUAUGAAAGACAUGUACUACUUGCCCAGAGUUCCCAAAUCCCUCCCAGUUGUAUUUCUUGAAGGACCAGUCAUGGAAUUUUUUUUUUCCUGACACCAUAAUAAAGACCCAUCUUCAGGUUCAUUUAUCCAGCAAUAUUUUUCUUCUCUCUUAUGAGCUACUCUCAGUGGAAAAAAAAGAAAAACUUCUGUUGUUUUUUUUAUUGAGCCCCUGAAUGAAUUCAUUUGAGAUACUGGGCUAAGUCACCCUGAGUACAUUACUGGUUGAUUUUAAUGGUGGGUUUCUCUGAAUUUCUAAUGAUUGGGAGUGCCUGGCUUGCUGUCAGGAGGACCUGAAUUCAAAUCUGUCUUCAGAAAUUUACUAACUGUGUGACCCUAGGCAAGUCCUCAUUGGUAAAAUGAGCUGGAGAAGGAAAUAGUAAAUUACUUCAGUUUCUUUGCCUAGAAAAUCCCAGAUGAAGGUCAUGAAGGACACGAUUGAAAAUGACUGAACAACAACAGUCACAUAGCUGUUAGGUAUCUAAGGCUUGCAAGUCUUCCUGACUAUAGGUUCAGUGCUUUAUCCACUGUGUGCUAGGUUUGAUACAAUCUCUUUCUGGUUUUCUGUCUCUUUUCUCUUUCCUUCACCCAGACCUCAAUCACAGAUUCAUUUCUUUUUUCUCCUUUAAAAAAAAUCCUUAUCUUCUGUCUUAGGAUUAAUACUAAGUAUCAGUUCCAAGGCAGAAGAGCAGUAAGAGUUAGACAACUGGGGUUAAGUGACUUGCCCUGGGUCACAGCUACAAAGUGUUUGAAAUCAGAUUUGAACCCAGGAUCUCCCAUCUGGCCUGGCUUUCAAUCCCCUGAGCCACCUAGCUCUCCUUUUUCCUUUUAAUCGUCUCUUAGAUGUCCACCCCUCUUAGAGAUUGUUUUGCCUAGGACUAAUCUAUCCUGUAUUUUACCCUCUCGUUCCUAUCACUACUUUCUCCCAAUCCCCUCCUGUUUCCCUUUGAAAUAAAAUCUAUUUCUGGACCCAGUAA
This is a messenger RNA of Monodelphis domestica (gray short-tailed opossum), 4743 nucleotides long. NCBI's taxonomy places the organism in Eukaryota, Metazoa, Chordata, Mammalia, Didelphimorphia, Didelphidae. The record is from RefSeq and is a predicted model, not a curated record.